Drosophila biarmipes is the source of this 3327-nucleotide messenger RNA. RefSeq names its product polypyrimidine tract-binding protein 1 (gene heph). Gene Ontology annotation, biological process: mRNA processing; regulation of RNA splicing. Bases 1342 to 3096 code for a protein of 584 amino acids. The record is from RefSeq and is a predicted model, not a curated record. Gene Ontology annotation, molecular function: mRNA binding. Gene Ontology annotation, cellular component: nucleus. NCBI's taxonomy places the organism in Eukaryota, Metazoa, Arthropoda, Insecta, Diptera, Drosophilidae. The transcript is spliced from 13 exons.
GUCUUCGUACAGUCUUUGCUUUAACCCGUUCCAACUCUGUCCGCCGCUCAGCUCGUUGGCUCUCUAUAGGAAUCGAAUCGAAUCACCUAGUAUAACAGCAGCAGUAGCAUCGUUUCGCCGUACCAUCGUAGCAUCGUAGCAUCGUAUCAUCGGGUCGGUAGCCCGUGUUCUUCCCUGGUUCCGUGCAGUUCAGUUCAGCCGUCAUCGAAAGUUGGCGUCGCAGUCGCAGUUGCCGUCGCCGUCAGCGCCCAAAACCAACCACCGCCACACACCUCCGCCAACGCCAGCGACAUCCUCUCCACCACCGCUUGUAGCAACAUCAGCAGCAGCAGCAGGAGCCAGAACGCCAGAACACCAGAACAGCAGAACAGAACACUCUCUCACACACUCCACUCACUCACGAAUUUCAAUAUCCAAAUCAAAGUCGGGUUCAAAUCGAAAACAGCCGCAACAGCAGCAACAACGCCUCGCAAGCAGCACGCGGAUAAUGAUAAAAAGAAAAUAACACGCGCAGUUCGCAUCCAGUGCCCGACUUGAACAGAUCACAUCAGUCCAGAUCCAGAUCCAGAUCCAGACCCAGACCCAGUCCCGAGAAUAUUGUAAUCGAAGCUUCUCAGUUCUCCGUUUGAAAAGUAAAAUCGAAUCGACUUCCGGCUUCGUGGUGUUUUCACUUUUUGCGCGUGUGAAUCAAAUUUAAAGGCCCAUCCGAAAACUCGACUCUAUUUUUCACUUCCCAGUGUCUCUAUCGCACCUUGCGCUCUCUGAAAUAGCCAUAAUUACAAGAUCCGCAACAGCAGCAAUAAAACCUAACAAAAAAUUGAUUGAAAAUAAAAUCAAGAGAAUCCACCAAAAAAUAAUAAAAACUUCACUUCUCAUCCAACUUCAACGACUCUGACUCGACACUUAAUUGUAAGCAGAGCUCAUAUAUUCACCAAAACACGCAAAUCAACAAACCCUGUGCAAUUUCCCCAACAACCAAACCCGUCAAGAAAAUACCGACAAAAACCGAAAAUCUAAAACUCAAAACGCGCCAAGCAGUAUAAACUCUCUAAAAACAACCAAGUGCUAAAACCGAAGCUGAGGAAAUUUUAAUCAACAUUUGUUGCCAAUAAAACUGUCAUCAUUGCCGCGUUAACAGAAACCACGGCGUCAGCAGCGAUUGCAGCGCUCAGUAUCAGCAGCAGCUCUCAAGCGUCGCUAGCCGCCAACGUCCCCGUCACGCCCACACCCACCACGCCCACACCGCCGCCCACUUCGUCAGUGGCAGGAGCAGCAGCUGCGGUAAAAAGCGAGAUCGUUGCAUCCGAUUCGGCCGACUCCUCCCCUAUACAAGAUUUAAUAAUGCGCGGAAGCGACGAACUUUUGAGUCAAGCAGCAGUCAUGGCGCCCGCUUCCGACAAUAACAAUCAGGACCUGGCCACAAAGAAGGCCAAGCUGGAGCCGGGCACCGUGCUGGCCGGCGGAAUUGCCAAGGCCUCCAAAGUCAUCCACUUGCGCAACAUUCCAAACGAGUCCGGCGAGUCGGAUGUGAUUGCCCUGGGCAUUCCGUUCGGACGUGUGACCAACGUGCUGGUGCUCAAGGGCAAGAACCAGGCGUUCAUCGAGAUGGCCGACGAGAUCUCCGCCACGUCGAUGGUGUCCUGCUACACAGUUAAUCCGCCCCAGAUGCGCGGCCGCAUGGUCUACGUGCAGUUCUCCAACCAUCGCGAGCUGAAGACGGACCAGAGUCACAACAACUCGGUUGUCCAGAGCGACUACCGCAUCCAGUCCCCGGCGGGCGGAUCGCCCCUGCCCCUCUGUGCCGCCGCCAAUGCGACCAGUAACAAUGCCAACAGCUCCGGCGACAGCAACAGCAGUGCCGUGGGCAUCUUGCAGAACAACACGAGCGCAGUGAACGCGGCCGGAAACAACACGAACUCGGCCGGAGGACCCAACACCGUGCUCCGUGUGAUCGUGGAGUCGCUGAUGUACCCCGUCUCGCUGGACAUUCUGCACCAGAUAUUCCAGCGCUACGGCAAGGUGCUGAAGAUCGUCACCUUCACGAAGAACAAUUCAUUCCAGGCGCUGAUCCAAUAUCCGGACGCCAACUCCGCGCAGCACGCCAAGUCGCUCCUGGACGGGCAGAACAUAUACAACGGCUGCUGCACGCUGCGCAUCGACAACAGCAAACUGACGGCGCUGAAUGUGAAGUACAACAACGACAAGUCCCGGGACUUCACGAACCCCGCGCUGCCGCCAGGUGAACCGGGGGUGGACCUCAUGCCCACCGCCGGAGGACUGAUGAACACCAAUGAUCUGCUACUGAUCGCCGCCCGGCAGCGGCCUUCUCUCACAGGUGAUAAAAUAGUCAAUGGCUUGGGCGCCCCGGGAGUCCUGCCGCCCUUCGCCUUGGGCCUAGGCACUCCGCUGACCGGCGGCUACAGCAACGCCCUGCCCAACUUGGCCGCCUUCUCGCUGGCCAACAGCGGCGCCCUGCAGACAGCCGCUCCCGCCAUGCGCGGAUACUCGAAUGUUCUGCUCGUCUCGAAUUUAAAUGAGGAGAUGGUCACGCCUGAUGCUCUCUUUACCCUCUUUGGUGUAUACGGCGAUGUGCAACGUGUAAAGAUUCUGUACAACAAGAAGGACUCGGCACUCAUUCAGAUGGCGGAGCCCCAGCAAGCUUAUUUGGCCAUGUCUCACCUUGAUAAAUUACGUUUAUGGGGCAAGCCGAUACGUGUGAUGGCCAGCAAACACCAGGCCGUGCAGUUGCCCAAGGAGGGACAGCCGGACGCCGGACUCACACGUGACUACUCGCAGAACCCGUUGCACCGCUUCAAGAAGCCGGGCAGCAAGAACUACCAGAACAUUUAUCCGCCAUCGGCGACACUGCAUUUAAGCAACAUUCCUUCAUCCUGCUCUGAGGAUGACAUCAAAGAAGCCUUCACCUCAAACAGCUUCGAAGUCAAAGCAUUCAAAUUUUUCCCGAAGGACCGCAAAAUGGCGCUGCUGCAGCUGUCGUCUGUGGAGGAGGCCGUGCUGGCGCUGAUCAAGAUGCACAACCACCAACUGUCCGAGUCUAACCAUCUGCGCGUGAGCUUCUCCAAGUCGAACAUCUAGAAUCCGACCCGAAGUCAGGUUUACUGAACCUGACUGGGUGCCUCCGGCGGGUACAGCUACAUGCAGAUGCACCAGCAACACCUACAGGUCUAUUGGCAGCAACAGAUACAAACUAUAAUCCGUAGUACAAGAAGAAUGCACGCAAACUUCUACUGAAAAGGCAGACGCCAGAAGCACCACCCACCCAAUCCAACAGAACAACCAGCGGCAACAAUCGAUGCAUGAGCUAUA